Messenger RNA from Astyanax mexicanus (Mexican tetra), 3909 nucleotides. Its product is annotated as gastrula zinc finger protein XlCGF57.1. Lineage: Eukaryota; Metazoa; Chordata; Actinopteri; Characiformes; Acestrorhamphidae. The transcript is spliced from 2 exons. Bases 255 to 2276 code for a protein of 673 amino acids. Gene Ontology annotation, biological process: regulation of cytokine production; regulation of immune system process; negative regulation of transcription by RNA polymerase II. Gene Ontology annotation, cellular component: nucleus. The record is from RefSeq and is a predicted model, not a curated record. Gene Ontology annotation, molecular function: RNA polymerase II cis-regulatory region sequence-specific DNA binding; DNA-binding transcription activator activity, RNA polymerase II-specific.
AAGUCUUGCUUCACACUCCAGCUCGGUAGGUGGCGGUAUGGCACCUGUAGUUGGUCUGCCAGCCGCCAUUAAAUCCAAUAGAAGAAGAGCCCACUCAGCAGCAGCAGCCGUAUUAUUAUAACAGAGAUUUCUCUGCUGAAGAAAGUAAUGAUCUCCUGUUCUUCUCCUGUUGCUGGUACACAUUUAGUUCCACAAAUGCAAAGAAUCUUCAUCAAGAAGAACUAUUAAAACUGGAAGAUUCAGAAUGAGAGAAUAUGAUGUCGAUAGACUCCAGUACCCUAAAAACAUUCCCUGCUACUCAACACACCAAUGCAUCUCCUGGACAAACUAAAGAGAAAUCUCACCAGUGCUCUGAGUGUGGAAAGUGGUUUACUAGUCAGUGUAUUCUCCAAACACACCAGCGUGUUCACACUGGAGAGAAACCCUUUCACUGCUCAGUCUGUGGGAAGAGUUUUAGUCAGCAGGGUAGUCUCCGAACACACCAGCGCAUUCACACUGGAGAAAAACCUUAUGAGUGCUCAGACUGUGGGAAACGUUUUAAUCAGCAGGGUCAUCUCCAAUUACACCAGUGUAUUCACACUGGAGAGGAACCGUAUUAUUGCUCAGAGUGUGGGAAGAGUUUUAGUGCGAGAGGUUCCCUGACAAAACACCAGCGCAUUCACACUGGAGAGAAACCGUAUCACUGUUUAGAGUGUGGAAAGAAAUUUAGACUGAGUGGUGCCCUCACAAAACACCAGCGCAUUCACACUGGAGAGAAACCAUAUCAGUGCUCAGAGUGUGGAAAGUGUUUUACUACACAAUGUAAGCUUCAGGCACACCAGCGAAUUCACACCGGAGAUAAACCUUACCUCUGCUUGGAAUGUGGGAAAAGUUUUGGUACACAGGGAAAUCUGCUAAAACAUCAGCGCAUUCACACUGGCGAGAAACCAUAUCACUGUUCAUAUUGUAGGAAGAGCUUCAAUCACCAGGUUUCUCUGCAAAAACAUCAGCGCAUUCACACUGGAGAGAAACCACAUUCCUGCUUAGCGUGUGGAAAGAGGUUUAGAGAAAGGCAUACCCUGAUGGUACACCAGCGCAUUCACACUGGAGAAAGGCCGUAUCAGUGUUCCAAGUGUGACAAGAGUUUUAAACACCAGAUUUCUCUACGAAUACAUCAGCUCAUUCACACUGGAGAGAAACCGUUUUCUUGCUCAGAAUGUGGGAAGGGUUUUCGAGAGAGAGGUUCCCUGAUUGUGCACCAGCGCAUUCACAGUGGAGAGAAACCGUAUCCCUGCUCAGAGUGUGGGAAAACUUUUAGAGUGAGUGGUUCCCUUAUAAAACACCAGCGCAUUCACACUGGAGAUAAACCAUAUCACUGUUCGGAGUGUAAAAAAGGUUUUACCACACAGUGUUCUCUCCAAAAUCACCUGCGCAGUCAUACUGGAGAAAUACCUCAUCGCUGUUUGGAGUGUGGGAAAAGUUUUAGUACACACGGUAAUCUUCAAAUUCACCAGAGCAUUCACAAUGGAGAGAAACCGUAUCACUGCUUAAUUUGUGGGAAAAAAUUUUGUCAAAAGGGUAAUCUUCAAACUCACCAACGUGUUCACACGGGAGAGAAACCGUAUCAGUGCUCAGACUGUGGGAAGAGUUUUAGUCAGCAGGGUCCUUUUCAAAUACACCAGCGCAUCCACACUGGAGAGAAACCGUAUCCCUGCACAAAGUGUGGGAAGACUUUUAGAGUGAGUGGUGCCCUUAUGAACCACAAGCGCAUUCACACUGAAAAGAAACUGUUUUCCUGCUCAGAGUGUGGGAAGACUUUUAGACUGAGUGGUGCCCUUAUGAAACACCAGCUCAUUCACACUGGAGAGAAACCAUAUCACUGCUCGGAGUGUGGAAAAGUUUUUACCACACAGUGUUCUCUUCAAAAUCACCUGCGCAGUCAUACUGGAGAAAUACCUCAUCGCUGUUUGCAGUGUGGGAAAACUUUUAGUACACACGGUAAUCUUCAAAUACACCAGCGCAUUCACAAUGGAGAGAAACCGUAUCACUGCUCAGUUUGUGGGAAAAGUUUUAGUCAGAAGGGUAAUCUUCAAACUCACCAACGUGUUCACACGGGAGAGAAACCGUAUCAGUGCACAGACUGUGGGAAGAGUUUUAGUCAGCAGGGUCCUUUUCAAAUACACCAGCGCAUUCACACUGGAGAGAAACCCUAUCAAUGCUUGGAGUGUGGUAAGAGUUUUAGGGACAGAAGUAGUCAAAAGUAUCAUAAGCGCAUUCACCAUAGAACAAAUCAGUAAUAUUGCUCUGAUUUUCAGUUUUAAAUUCAGAUACUUACAAAUAUGUUUGGCAGUAAAAUAAUAAGACAUUUUUUAUUUAUAUGGCACCUUCUCUAAGAGCUCAAAGCACUUAAAAACAUUAGGUAAAAACAGAUUGUGUUGUCAUUUUGGAAUUUGUGCUAUGUUUUACAACCUCUUUUUUUCCAAGGCAGUAAUGAAUUGGGUUUUUUUUUUUCGUCAAAAAAUUGCAGUCAUACUGCAGUAAUCAUAUAAACAUAGAGCACACAUAUUUUGUAUACAUCAUUAUAAUUGAAUUCAGUUCACUUCAAAUCUAUUUAUAUUGUGCUUUUUACAAUAGAUGUUCUCACAAAGAAGCUUUACAGAGAUCCAGAUCCAAGCCUCAAUUAAGAAAUGCAAUGGCAGUUGCAAGACUUAAGAAAACUUACUUUUCUUUAGAAUUAUUUGAUUCAUAAUGAAAAGAAAAUCCUAUAAUCGCUGUGUAUUAAUUUGUAUGGGUUUCCUCUGUUCUGUGUAGAGAUCCUAUAAUCGCUGUGUAUUAAUUUGUAUGGGUUUCCUCUGUUCUGUGUAGAGAUGAUUAACCUUUCAACAUAUUUGUAAGAAUGCAUUCAGAAUAAACAUAACACUUGUGAACUGGCCAGAUGAAGAUUGUGUUUUUAGUGAAUGAUAUCUUCAGAGAAGAAAUCAUUCAGGAUUGUGGACCUUUCAAGAGUCAGAACCUUAAUCACCUUCUGCUGUGAUAUGAGGGACUAAAGUUAAGAGGCUUUUCUGGCACACCAACAAUGUACAAUGUACAAAAGUACACAGUGGAGUAAUAUUAUAUUCUCCUGGCACCAUGGUACAACAUGGAGAAACACAAGACAUGUUUAAAGCAUCCUACUUAAGUACAUAAAGGUGAGAUAAGUUGAAUCGUUUUCACUGAGUAAAUGUUCCAGGAAUCUUUAUUUUCAUUUAAUAAUACUCCCAUCACCAUGUUUAAAAGCUACUCUUUUUUUACCUAUUUUAAUCACCUUUAAGUCUAACUGUGCAGACUUUAUUUAAAAAAAUGCCUGCACUUUCUACAUGGUUCAUUUUAAAUGUUAUAAACAUGUUCACUGAAUGCUGUGUGUUUAUACAGGCUGACUAGGCUUUUCCAUUUCCUCAUAUUGAUCAUCACCUGGAAGAACAGGACAAAUCUCAACAAGAAGUUACUGGGUGUAAGGGCUAGAAACCGUGUUCUACACAGUGCAAAGCUCAGAACACCAGACCAGAAGAUACCAUCCUGAAGAAUGUCAUGUGUGGGUACACACACCCCAAUAGCUUGUGAUUACAGAUGGUAUAGUACCACCUUUUCCAGUGCCAGUGUGGAAACCUCGAUCAUUGACUCACUGUUUAAAUACCUGUGGCUUCGGUUAUCACAUGGUCUUCUUUGUCUUGCUUCCUGUUCUGCUACAAACAGUUCUGUGAUAUUGAGAACACACAACCUGCCUUUAAUGUUUUAUCUAAAUUCUGUUCAGUGCUUUUGAUGCCAAAGUGAUAUUUUUUUCUUUUGAUAGUUAAUGUUAAUUCUGUUUUUUUUAUGUUUGGGUUUGUACUGUCAUGCUUGACCAGCUAAAGUAGGGCCACUCAAAGCUGUAAAUAAAAAUAAUGCAUGGAA